AUGAAAGAUAGAAAAUCAAUAAAAGAGAUGAGAGAUAUAUUAAAGAAAAGACCAAAGAGCAAGUCAAAAGAUGUUACAGUAUUUACAGUAGAACUAUUGAUGGUAGCUGAUGUUUCGGUGAAAGACAGAUUUAUGGCACUCUACAGAAAAAAGGAUGCUUUAGGGGUGUUGAAAACAUACUUUGAAUUGAUUGCUUUUUCAGUUCAAGACAGGUUUGAUUCCAUAUCCGAAUUAUACCCCGAUACAGUUGUGAAAAUAGAACUCAGUGGAAUAGUUAUCAUGAAUACAACAGAUGAUGCGCCUUUCUGUAGAGAUAAUAUAAGAAAGGGUUAUCUCCAAUUUGAUCCAGCUUUAGAUGACUUUGCAAUGUGGUCCCUGGAAACUGAGGAUUUGCCACCUCAUGAUCAUGCAAUGUGGAUAACAGAUGAAAUUUUAGCUCAUGGUCGGGAUACGUCUACUAAUGGCGUAUCGUAUAUUGGAAUGGCUUGUACUAAUGGUAAAGUCUCCAUAGUAGAAGAUUAUUAUACGGGAAGGACAGGCCAUAUUGCAGCGCACGAAUUAGGACAUAAGUAUGCUUUUUAUUUCUAA
Messenger RNA from Lottia gigantea (owl limpet), 588 nucleotides. RefSeq lists its product as hypothetical. Gene Ontology annotation, molecular function: metallopeptidase activity. The coding region runs from base 1 to 588 and encodes 195 amino acids. Lineage: Eukaryota; Metazoa; Mollusca; Gastropoda; Lottiidae. The transcript has 6 exons. The record is from RefSeq and is a predicted model, not a curated record.